CUCCGUUGGAGUCCGUGGAGUCUGUGUUUUGUUCCACCCAGAUCAAUAUUUGAAAAGGAUGGACAAAAAGAAAAUACCAGCAAAAAAGAGAGUACGGGUUCCCACCCAGAAAAUGAAGGACCUGCAGAACUCCCCUCCACCAAAUGAGCAAUCUGGGUGUUUUGCAUUUGUCAGAUGGGAGGAUGGUUAUACUGCCAAAAUCUUUACACGAUUUGACAUAUUGGCAAGAGAUGAGGCUCCUGUGCAGCUGCAAGAUCUUAGAUCAGGAGAUCCUGUUUUAGCAAAGUGGUCAGAUGGUAAAUUUUAUAGGGCCACUGUUGAAUUUAUUUCAGAGGGAGAUCAGGCUAAUCCACCAAAAAGCCGCCAAACUCCACAGGAGUCUUUUUUAAAUAUGCUAAAGGAUGAUGAGCCAUUAGACUCAACGUCAGGGUCUGACACCAUCAUAAUAGAUAGGAGUCCACUGUCUGAACAUGGUGAGCCAAUCACUGCGCCGAAUCCAUCACCUGAUGGGGGACAUGUAACAGGCCGCAGCACCGCUGGCCCACCAUCCUAUAGCUCUAACAAAGGGGACACCAUUGGUCCAUCACCCUAUGGAGGCAAUACAGCCAGACCAUCACCAUAUGGCCUCAACACUUCUCAUCCAUCUCCUUACGGAGGUCAUAGACCCAGCCCAUCACCGUAUGGCCUCAACAGCUCUGGUCUAUCUCUCUACGGUGGCCAUACAACCAGCCCAUCAACAUAUAGCCUCAACACCUCUGGUCCAUCUCCCUACGGAGAGCAUACACCCAGCCCACCACUGUAUGGUCAUGACACCCCGGGUCCGUCAUUCUAUGGAGGCCAUAAACCCAGCCCAUCACUGUAUGACCUCAACACCUCUGGUGCUUCACCCAGCGGAGGCCAUGCAGUUGGCUCUAGUGGGGUCAAUCCACCUGACAGAGGAAAAGAACCAGACAGGAAAGAUGCAGGCAGCUCAUCUGACAAGAGCAACAUCCAAUAUGGACAGCAGGCUGAAAAUGCAUGGACACCAUGUGAUGGCUGUAAGGGGGAGGUCGAAAGAAUCCAACGUGAAUAA
This is a messenger RNA of Melanotaenia boesemani (Boeseman's rainbowfish), 1072 nucleotides long. RefSeq names its product nascent polypeptide-associated complex subunit alpha, muscle-specific form-like. The transcript has 5 exons. Lineage: Eukaryota; Metazoa; Chordata; Actinopteri; Atheriniformes; Melanotaeniidae. The record is from RefSeq and is a predicted model, not a curated record. The coding region runs from base 59 to 1072 and encodes 337 amino acids.